Hemicordylus capensis (graceful crag lizard) is the source of this 1612-nucleotide messenger RNA. It is a transcript of the gene NCMAP, whose product is annotated as non-compact myelin associated protein. The record is from RefSeq and is a predicted model, not a curated record. Gene Ontology annotation, biological process: peripheral nervous system myelin formation; regulation of myelination. Gene Ontology annotation, molecular function: structural constituent of myelin sheath. Gene Ontology annotation, cellular component: plasma membrane; Schmidt-Lanterman incisure; paranode region of axon. The transcript is spliced from 5 exons. NCBI's taxonomy places the organism in Eukaryota, Metazoa, Chordata, Lepidosauria, Squamata, Cordylidae. The coding region runs from base 645 to 962 and encodes 105 amino acids.
GGAGGAGGAGGGCGAGGGAGGGGCCGGCUGUGCAAACAGGAGCCGAGCGAGCCCCGCCGGGCAGGACGGAGGCGAGGCUGGCAGGAGCAGCGCGCAGCACCAGCCCGGGCGGACGCCUGAGCGCGCCCCGCCGCACCGAGAGCAGCAGGCGGGCGGGCAGGCAGGUGGGUGGCCGGCGACCAGCCAGCCCCACCCGACCCAGGCGACCCAAGGGCCCGAUCCUGGGCACGUCUCCGCCCCCCACCCCGCGGCGAGUCUGCUUACUCCCAAGUCGCCGUGCCGUGGAGGGUUGCAGGCAGCCCGAGGCGGGGCGGCAGCAGCUUUACUCUCGAGUAAGCUCAUAAGGAACGGCGUGUCGUGUCGGACAAAGCAGCGGAGCGGAGGUUUCCUUCCCUGCUGGACGGGAUCGGGGCCACCCCCCGGCUGAGGUCGCCUCCUCGUCUCGCUGACUCGGGAGAAAUUCUUCCCGGACGGAGGCGUCUGUUGAAAGGGAGCCGACUCAGCACCUCACCAAAGAAGUGAGCCCUUCUUUCCUUCAUCAGGGACGCAUACAAGACCAAAGCCAGAAAGGGAGAAACAGAAAGGGCAGCCUGCUAUUUUCCUCCCUCCCACCCCCCACCCCUCCACAAAGGUCUGGAACCAAGAUGACGACAGCUGCGCCACUGGGCAAUAACUCUGAGUUGGGGACAGACGUGACCGUAAAAUCUCAAGAACAAGUUCUUUAUCAGAGUUCUGGAGCCAUUGUGGCGGCCAUUGUGGUUGGUGUCAUCAUUAUAUUCACGGUGAUUCUGCUCUUGCUGAAAAUGUAUAAUCGACGCAUGAGGACACAGCGGGAGCUGGAACCCAAGAACGCGAAAGCCACCGUCCUCUCCACGUUGGGGCCGAACAGCCAUAGCACUAGCCACCCGCCAAAGGUGACUUUCAUCCCUGUGGACAUCCACACGCAGAACAGAAGGCCGUGAGGCAUGAGAACCUCAGAGAAUGACAAGCAAGGCUCGAACUCGGGCCUACAGGGUCCAUGGAGGCCUGGGAGUCGUCGACACAGGGAAAGGAAGGACCGUGAAUGGAGGCGCUACUGGUGAUCUGCUUUCUGUGGCCAGCUAGCCACAUUUCUCUUCCUUCCUUCCUUCUUUCCUUCCUUCCUUCCUUCGGCUGUUUUUUUAAAGAAGGGGAAGACUGCAGGCCUCAGUAUGGUUGAGAUAAAGCUGGCACCCGGCUGCAAAACCCGCUUUAAGAGAGCCCUGCCCUCUUCAUGAGCACCACCGCCACCUAUUAAGAUCAUCGGGGGAGGUCCGCUUGCUGUUGCCACCGGCUCGCUUGGUGGCAACCCAAAACCGAGCCUUCUCUAGGGUUGUCCUGAGGCUCUGGAACACACUCCCAAUCGAAAUCAGGAUCUUCCUCCUCGCUGGUUGUUUUUAAACAACUUUUGAAAACACACCUGUUUGAUCAGGCUUUUGGUUUAUGAUGUGUAAAAGUGUUCAAGUUUUAUUUAUGGUAAUUUUAAUCUGUUUAUAUGAUUUUUAGGUUUUGUUCAUACCAUUGGACUGUAAAUCGCCCUGAGAUUUUAUAUAGGGCUGUAUAUAAAUGCAACAAAUAAAUGAAUAAAAUGGCA